Molecule: messenger RNA, 1088 nt
Organism: Lecanosticta acicola
Lineage: Eukaryota; Fungi; Ascomycota; Dothideomycetes; Mycosphaerellales; Mycosphaerellaceae
Source: the annotation of a GenBank genome assembly
AUGAGCUCGGUAGUGGAAGCCGCGAAGCGCAAGGCCAACGAGGCCCUUAGCGCAGCUAAAGGUGCAGCAGAGGAUGCUCCUGCGGCACUUCAGAAAGCAACAGAGAAUCCAGCUCAAGCGAAGGCAGACUUUCUCCAUACUCCUUUCAUGCGAGCGGCGCUACCAUUCGUCAAUGGCGGUGCAGCUGGCAUGGUUGCAACAACCGUCAUCCAGCCCAUCGAUAUGAUCAAGGUCCGUCUGCAGCUCGCAGGAGAAGGAGUUAAAACCGGACCUAAGCCAACUCCUCUGAGCGUCGCACGAGAAGUCAUCGCUGCCGGCAAAGUGCUUGACCUCUACACUGGUCUCUCAGCAGGUCUCCUCCGCCAAGCGGUCUACACGACCGCACGUCUCGGGUUCUUCGACACUUUCAUGAAGUCUUUGAGCGCCACCGCUGAGAAAGAUGGCCGUAAAGUGGGGUUCAAAGAGCGUGCCGGUGCAGGUCUGACAGCAGGUGGAUUGGCCGCUUUUGUUGGAAAUCCAGCCGACCUCGCUCUAAUUCGCAUGCAAUCAGACGGUCUGAAGCCCGUCGCCGAAAGAGCAAAUUACAAAGGCGUCGGCGACGCUCUUAUACGUAUCGCCCGUGACGAGGGGGUCGCGCGGCUCUGGGCCGGAGCAACACCCACCGUCGUGCGCGCCAUGGCACUCAAUUUCGGCCAGCUCGCGUUCUUCUCCGAGGCGAAAUCUCAGUUGAAAGACACAUCUCUAAGUCCACGAGCCCAGACAUUGACUGCUUCCGCAAUCGCAGGUUUCUUUGCCAGUUUUUUCAGCUUGCCGUUCGAUUUCAUGAAGACGAGACUUCAGAAGCAGAGUCGGAGGCCAGAUGGGACAUUGCCGUAUAAGAAUAUGUUGGAUUGUUUCCAGAAGGUUAUCCGAGAGGAGGGACCGUUGAGGUUUUACCGUGGAUUUGCAACGUAUUACACGAGGAUUGCACCGCACGCGUAAGUCAUCGGCCAAGAUAUCUGGAGGCCAGAAUAUUCGCUGAUGAAUUCUUUUGCUGCAGGAUGGUCACGCUCAUCGUUGCGGAUUACUUGGGCUUUAUCACCAAGUAG